GAGAGAGCUAGGCAGCAGCAGCAGCAGCAGGAGGAGAAACCAGAGCCGCCAAAACACCAGACGUCUGAGACCUGCUCCUCCAGCUGCUGUCAACGUCACGUUUGGAAUUCAUGUGAAGAACCUGCAGACAGCAGAGUUAGACACAGUUCCAUCAUUUAUUUGUUACAAGGGGAAGAAGUUUAGUUUUCUGGAAAACAUCUGCAGACCUUGUGACAAUCCUUCAGCUACUUUAAGCAGGUUUCAAAGACUUAAACAUCCGAGUUAUUGCAACCAAAGGACCCACACACUGCCGGAUUACAAACAGUUUAAUGACCUUUUUUUGGCACACUUGAAGAAGUUCUGGAUUUUGCAAACCACCAACAAUCAUAUGAGUGAUUUCCAUAGUUUUAAGUUGGAGUUGUGGAGCACCUUUUCAUCACUUAACAGUCAGCAGUUUUUUAAGGUUAUGAAAGAGAAGUGAUCUGAACACCUGCUGAUAACUCUUUAGUUUGUUUCAGGAGCCAAUGUGGAGUUCAAUCGUGUUUUUUUUUCUAAGGAGCACCUCGAGAUAAAAAAAAAGUGGUUUUCAAGAAAAAUCAGACAGCUAAAGGAUGCACAAGUAGCAGGAUUACAAACAGUUUUAUCAAUCUUCCUCACGAAGGAGGAAGGGAAGUUUAGUCAUCCAUUCACAUUAUUUAAUGAGCUAAAAGGUCAUCACUUUAAGGGGAAAAAAAACAGAAUACUAACUGUGGUUCUAUCCAGUUUUAUUUUGCAAAGGAGGAAGUUUGGAUUUAAGGACAUAUUGCAUUGUCUCAUGGACUUUCUGCAGCCAGAAUUUGUUAAACAGUGAGCAAAAAAUGUUACCUAUUUGGAGUUAUUUGUGUAAAUUACUACUUCCAAGGAGAAUCAAGUACCUUUCAAAUUUUACCUGAAAAACCUAAAGGUUACAAAAUUCCUUUAGGUUUUAACUUCACAUUAAGAGAGAAUUAUAGUUUGUUCCUUUAGCUGGUAAGGAGAUAAACUUGACUGUUUGGGGUUUGAUGUUUCGAGGACCUUUAUGUGACUUAAAGUUUUUACCUUUAAGUAAGAACCCUUUGGAUCCUGGUCUCUCCAGCAUCCCGUGAGAUUUCCACUGUCUGCUGAAUCAUCAUCUAAGACUGCAAGGAGUUAACAGUAACUGUUAGAGUCCUGCGGUGGCUCAUCAGACUCCCCUCUUUCAUAUUUCAGAGAUGCAGGACGGCUCUAACAGCCGCCGCUGCAGCUCAAGGACUACGACUGUCUGCUGUAAAUUUGUGAGAAGAUAAAAGGUGACAGUGAGGAGGUGACUGCGGGAUUUGGGGUUGUUCUGCACUCCCUCAUAGAGACGCUGUAAAGACCAGCUUCAAGAGCCACUAAAAGGAGUUGAUCUCUCUGUCAAACAUCAAGGACGUCUUUUUCCACUGUUCAGAGAUCAGAGCAGCAAAAAACUCCACUGACACCAACAAAGUAUUUUUCUAUCUUCUGACAUCAAUGAAACUUUUAUGUGUCUAAUUUUCCUCAUUAGGUGCUCAUUAAGGAAAUCCUCUCCAAUACCAGGGACAUUUUCCAGCUUGCAGAGCUCCGCUUCUGAGGGAUACUUUAAGUUUCCUUCUUUCUUUCUUCUGAGCUUGAUGGCAAGACAACUACAGAAACUACAGAUGCCAUGAGGAGGUGGCGUGAGGACGGCGUAGCAGAGAAGUCUGCUGGGAGUGUGUAAAAGUGUGUGUGCAUGCUGUAGAGUGUGUGUUAAUGUGCAUGAGAGAGUGUGUGUGGUGCUCAUGUACGUAUCCGUGCAUGUGUGUGUGCAGCUGGCUGUGUAUUUGAGAUGUACAAAAGGGCCCAGACGCCCACAUCACACAGUGCGACAGCAACCCGGCUGCUUCUGAGUUAUUUCCUGUUGCUCAAUACUUGUUGACUCGCUGUGAGGAAAAAUACAUCAACCAGUCGGAUAUGAGAAGGAAAAAUUUCAGCAUGAACAAACAAAAUUUUCAAAUAUUACUGGUGGGGAAACUGCAGAGCAAAGCUGGAGGUCGGACCGGUCGACUGGAACGUGCUGCUCUGAUUGGAUGAUUACUGCUCUCUUCUUUUUGUUUUGUGUUUUUCUUUUUUGUCCUGAACUAUUUAGGCUUUUCUGUUUUGGCAACACAUCAGUUGUCUUUUUGAGUUUUCAUGGAGACACAUCAACCAGGCUUGGAUGAUGUGGAUAUUUAUCAUUAUUGAACUCAGAUUCUUGGAUCUUGGAUUACAGCUGUUCCACCUUAACUGACUGCAGAGCAUCAUGGGAGAUAAGAAAAAAAUCUGGUUCCUAACUGGUGUAGCAGAAUAUGAUGACGAUACAAUUCUCUUUUUAAAAAUUUACUUUUUUACAUUUUAAUUAAUGAAACAUGACAAUUAAUAAUUAACGAAUAGUAGUGUCAAAAGAAAAUAAAGUUUUAAUCAUCGACUCAUUGAAUGUGAGCUCAGAAGUAUUUCUCCUCCAUUUUUUUUUUUUACUACUUUUCUUGAAGCUAUAGAUUUUUUUGCGGGGGAGGGGGCAAACUUUUAUUUCUGCACCAAACUUUUCAGAAUCUGGAGCUCUGCAGUUAGUUGGACCACUUUUAGCACUAUUUUGCAACUAUUCAGAAGACCUUUUGUGCAGCCAUGCUUCCUGGAGGACUGGUGUCAAGUGGAGGGGGUCGUGGCGGCAGCGGGCUGUGCCUGCUCCGGUGGCUGGGCCUCAGGCUGUGGUCCCGUCGAGGGACCCUGGUGUUUGCUCUGCUCUGGUUCGGCUCCUGGUUGUUCUUGAACGGCCUGGUCCUGGUCCACAGGAGUAUCCUGUCCGACUACUGCACCGACGACAAGAGCAAGAGGAUCCUGCAGAGGCUGUGCCUGGAGUUUGGCGAGGGCUCGGUGACGGGGGACAUGUGUGAGGACCUGUGUGUGCUUGGCCUGGUUGAGUACAAGCGCUGCCUCUACUAUGAGAAUGGGAAGAAGGUGAUUGAAGCGCGCUGGAGAGGAAACCCCGUCAUCCUUAAGUCCAAACUGGAAAACUUUUCAUCUUACGAACCACUGGGAAUCCUGGACUAUCAGGACACAGCAGAGGAGCUCUCCCCGCUUGAUGUGGUUUUCUACGCCACUCUUGAAAUACGAAACUCUCUGGGGCUGGCUGAAGAGAAUGAGGAUGAAGAGGGAGGAGGAAGUAACAGCUCUCUGGCCAGACUUUGGGGGAAGAAGCUGAAAAACAGAGAUAAGAGUUACUCCAGAGCAGAGCUGGCCUCACUCUGGUCUCUGCUGCAGCAGGAAGAGUACACCUUUCUCAGAGUCCUGCAGGACCUCAGCACCCACGUUGCUAAGGUGUUGGGCUCCUGCGGUCAUUUCUACGCAGUGGAGUACCUGUCUGCUGGGCACGCCUGGGACCAGAACAUCUUCUCCCUGGAGGAGGUAGCUGUGUCUGGGCUGCAGGAUCCCGGAGCCCGCGGGAGGUGGACUGCCAGGGAGAUGCUGCACCACAUUGCACUGAGUUUCCUGGACAUGGUGUGGCACUUUGACAACGACUUCACCCACAAGCUGCAUCUGUGUGACAUCAAACCAGAGAACUUUGCCAUUAGGAAGGACCUGACGGUGGUGGCGAUUGACGUGGACAUGGCAUUCUUUGAGCCAAAGAUGAGGGACAUCCUAGACCAGAACUGCAGCAGCGACGAUGACUGUAACUUCUUCGACUGCUCGUCCUGGUGCAACCUGAACAAACGCAGGUGCAGCCCCCGCCGUCGCAACAGCAACCUGCAGGUAAUUUGUGAGAAGAUCUUCAGGCCAUGGUUUUCUCCCACACUGCUCGGGGCCAAAGCUGGUCUCCCUCUGCAGGUGGAGUUGCAGCGAGUGGUGCAGGAGUGUUCGGAAACAGAUGGAGGUGUGGAUGAGAAGGAGGAGAAUGGAGGAGGAGGAGAGGCAGAUCAGAGCAGGGACGUCCAUCAGCGCCUCUUCAGCAUCCUGACACGCCUCCUCAAGGAAGGAGGGGCCUCGGGUGAGAGGAUAAGGGUCUGGGAGAAGAAGGGCCACAUCCACACUGCACUCAACUUCUGAGGAGAUGAAGUGGAGACUGUAAGGGACCUAUGAAUCGCCCUAGUGAUAAUAGAUCCCCACUAAAGGGAGAGCCUCAGAAAUACACAUGUGCACUCUUUCUACAGGAGGAAAAUCAGUUUCUUCUUUGGGAAGUUUUGAAUAAAAAAAAGGUGGGGACAAAUACGUUGAAACACUCAUCCUGGAAGCUAAUUACCCUCAAGGAGAAAACACAGAUGUUUGUUUACACAUUUGCUGAUAGAAAAGUAUGAAAUCGGAGCUGCAGUUUUAGCCACCAGCAUGAUGUUUCAAUCCAGACCUAUUCUUAACAAAUAUGGCCCAUUUCUGUGAUUAUUACAUUAUAUCUGGUCAAAACAUGAACUAUAAAUAUAUACUAUAUGGCUAAAAGUGUACACUUGUCUAUUUGGUUUGUUUCUUCUGGUUUUGGCCUUUUUGUUCCCCUAAAAGGAAAUCUUAACGCUGAGGCAAACAACAAUAUUUUAGACAAUAAUGUUCUUCCAUUCUGGGAUGAGAUGAACUGUGAUUCAGACCUCAUCACCAACACUAGUGUUGGAAUUCACGUGUCUGAAUGGGAUCAAAUCCCUGCAGCAGGUUCAACAUCUGGUGGAAAGACUGAAACCAGAAGAGCGGAGGCUGGCAUACUUUUGUGUACAUCUUUGGGUAAUAUACACAAACCAGAUUUUGCAUCUCAGUUUCAACUGUUUCUUUAUUGUCAAUGUGCCUCCAGAUUUUUUUCUGGAUGUAAAAAUGUUUAAUAAUGUUGUGAUUGCAGAAAAUCACAUUGGAUUUUGUCAACGUCUUGACCAGGACUGUAGUGCUGAGUAAGCGAGCUCAGCAAUGCCUUAAGUGUCACCUCCUCAGAGGAACAUUUUAUGGAUCCUCUCAGGGGUGAAUUCACAGAGGAUUUUUGCAGCUGCUGAUAAAAUCAUGAAUUGAGCAAUGUAACCACUAUCUGCCCCAUCUCGGGGUCUGAUUCACCAAAGAUAUUACACUAAUUAUAUAGCAGCACAAACACAGCCAUAAAGUGUUUGCAGCUGACUGAAAUUAUCUAGGUGGUGAAGUAUAAGUAGUUGCAGAACAAUGGCAGAGUGAAAAAAAAGUGAUCAAUGUUCAGAUGACGCACUACAGGUGCAGAGGAAUUUCUCAAAACUUUAUGCAGGAAUUUAAAUGUGACAGAGAGAAACUGUAUUUAGGAUUUGUUGUCUGUUAGUACGCUUCAGAUCCGACCAACUCUCUUAAGACGCUAACAAUUUUACUGUAACUGUGUGGCUGGUAGCGCUGAUCUUUGUGAACUGGACUGUAUUUGCAGUGAAGCUCACUUGCAUAGAAAGGGGCCAAUUUUGCACCAAAUGUAUGCAUAUUACCUGAUUUAAAUAUGUGAAAAUAAGCACAGGAGCAUCAAGACACUGUUCACUUGACAGUGCAGUUCUGGUGCAUUUUGUCCUUUGUGGGUGCAUUUGAAAAUUACAUGGUUUCCAUUUGUGCAGGUUUAGCAGCUGUAAAAAUUACAAUAUCCUUUGUGAAUUCACCCAUCAAAGUUUUUUCUUCCUUUAUGUAUCCUGUUAGUCUCAGUGAGAUUUUUUUAAAAAAUCUCUCGUUUGAAGAGAGACUGCAGUAAGAAAACAACCGUGUAGAUAAAUGUAAGCUGCAGACAAGCUGUAAUAAUGUACUAAUUGUAUUAACUACUAAUUAAUAAGUAAAUAAGUAAAUAAAUGACUAAAGCUGUCUUGGUCAUUUUUAGGCUUUCAGUUUGGGUUUUUAAAAGUAGAUAACUAUUAUUUGUUUGGUUGCAACCGCUGCAGUUUCAACAGUUUAUUCAAAACUGUAGCAAACAACAUACCCCCAAACUUACAUAUCUGUCAUAUUACAACGCCAUGUCAUCGCUACUCAUCAUAUACUGCCACUUAGGUAGGACCCUGGCAUUACUACAAUGACGCAGGGGCCGGAGCAUUUUUUGUUCUAUCUUGACGCAGAAGAGGUCGGUGGUCAGGUUUAGGCAACAGUACUACUUGGUUAUGGUUUGGGUAAGAUAGCUGAUGGCACUUAAUAUUAUCCAGCUUUGUGUGGCACAAAUGCGGUGGUGAGAAGGGGUAGGCAGUGAGCUUUAGGCAGCAAUACUACUUGGUUAUGAUUAGAAAACAACUGCAGAUGUCACUAAAAACAUACAUGUCUUUAAAUAGCACAAACACAGCUAUAAGUAGGUGAUCAGCGGUUAGGUUUAGGCAAAAACACUGCUUGAUUAUGGUCAGGGAAAGAUACCAGAUGUCGCUAAAAAAAACUCGCUAAAAAAAGAUACCAGAUGUUGCUGAAAAUAUUUGUGUGUGGCACAAAUGCAGCAGUCAGUAGGGGUCACCUGUUGGGUUUAGGCAAAAACGCUACUUAGUUAUGGUUAGGAAAAAAAAAAUACGCAUCACAGUAAAAAAACACCCAGCUUUGUGUGGUACAAAUAUGUCUGUGAGAAGGCAUUGGUGGUUAGGUUUAGGCAACGCUACUUGGUUAUGGUUAUGGAAAAGACUGCCGAUGUUGCUUUAAAAAAAGCAAGCUUUGAGUGGCAUGAAUGCAGCUGGAAAGGAAGCAGUGUGUCGCUAAAAAAAACAUCCAGCUGUAAUUGGCACAAGCGCUGCAACUGAUGUUAUUUGUUGGUCUCGAACACUGCUCUCCUGGGUCAAAGUCCAGUGCUUGUUGGAAUCACUAUUAUGACAUCUGGGACGCUGUCCAAGCCAUGUAUUUUGACGCAAUGGGAGUAAGACCAGGCUGGAUAUUAAUUGUGAGCAGAAUUAAUAAUUCCUCCCUCAAGGUGUUCUUGAGAUAUUGUGUUUAAGAGGAAGAGAUUGACCGGGUCACACUGACUUUGCCCUUUGACCACCAAAAUCAAAUCAGUUCAUCACUGAGUCCAAGUGGAUGUUUGUGCCAAAUUUAAGGAAAUUUUCAUCAUUGUAUCCUAUUAGUGUAAAAUAAUUUUGCCAUAAUUAGCAAAUUAUGAGUUAUGGCCAAAAAAAUGUUUUGUGAGGUCACAGUGACCUUCGACCCCCAAAAUCGAAUUAGUUCACAGUUGAGUCCAAGUAAAUAUUUGUGCAAAAUUUUAAAAAAUGUCCUCAUGGUGUUCUUGAGAUGUUGCGUUCACAAGAAUAGGAUGGACAGAUACACCUACAUUCAUACAUAGGUAUAGACAGAAAACCCAAAAACAUAAUACCUCUGGCUACGGCUAUCGGUGGUAGGGAGGCAUAAAAUUGGAAUCUGUCACUAACACACAUACCUAAAGUAUGGCUGGGUGAUUAAUCAAAUUCUAGUUUUGAUAACGACUUUUGCUCCAAAUACUAUAAAAACAAGAUAGUUGAGAUUAAAUGAUUAUUUGGCGCAUUCUGUUUUGUAAUGAUGGUCCUGUUUUGACUUGUGUUAUGAAUCCACCACUUUCAUUUAUUUAUCUAUUCUUUUUUGCUUUUAUUUUUUUAUCAAAUUAUAUUUAAAAGUUCAAAUUAAUCUGCUAUCAAAAAGUUUUCUCUUAAAUUCAAGAAAUGCAUGAUGUUUCCAAAGUCAAUAAGUAAUCAUGUUGAAUAAUUCGGAUCUCAAAGUUGACCAAAAUAAUCCUGUUUGUUUCAUUUUUUCCCAAAAUUAAGCAGCCCUACUUACAAAGCCCUUUCGUUGCCCAACUGAUUCAUUUGUGUUUUGGUGUUCAUGUCUGAGGUCAGACUGGAUCACAUGGAUUUGGUCAGCUUUAUUGUAAUGAUUUGUGAAGACUAACGGUCUCUCAGGUACCAGGCUUCUGUAAAUAGAAAUAUUCAUAUGUAAAGCUGAGUUGAAUAAUAAAAUGUGUGGUGAUGUUCUACUGCGUGUCACCAAGAGU
Epinephelus fuscoguttatus (brown-marbled grouper) is the source of this 7897-nucleotide messenger RNA. It is a transcript of the gene dipk1c, whose product is annotated as divergent protein kinase domain 1C. Bases 2638 to 4056 code for a protein of 472 amino acids. The record is from RefSeq and is a predicted model, not a curated record. Lineage: Eukaryota; Metazoa; Chordata; Actinopteri; Perciformes; Serranidae. The transcript is spliced from 9 exons.